AUGGAAAAUUUCUUGUGUUUAAUAUCAUUUAUUCUAUUGUAUUACUCUGGAGAUUGUAUUCAGCCAUAUUUCCCGUCUCAAAUUGUAUUUUCUACUGAUAAUGGUCAAACAAUAAUUGUAAUUGAUGAAAUAAAUCAACGAGCUUAUCAAUCACUUCCUGUUUAUCCUUCAAAUACACAAAGAUCGUUUGCUAUGAAAAAUUUUCCAUAUUCAAUUCCUGAUUCUCCUCAAUCAAAAUAUUACGUUGAAUUAAUAAUAGAUUCUUCAAGGAAUAUAUGUUUUUAUGAAACAUAUUGGAAAUAUGGUGGAAAUAAUUUUAAUGUAUUUCCAUCACAUUGGUUGUUAAAUAUUAAUUCAUUCUCAAUAAAAAAUUAUCUUGAAUUUAAAUAUAUAAUGAUACAUUCAAAUGAUUCUUCUCAAGAUGAAGAUUAUUGGUAUGCAAAUAAAGAAUGUGAAAUUGAUAGUGGAGGCAAAUAUCCAUGUGAAGAAAUUUAUUUUAAAAAAAAUACUGAAAUUCCUCUACGAUUAACUCAAGUUGUUAAUCGAGGACUUAAAUAUAUACGAACAACAACAAAUUUUACAAUAAUAUCAAUAGGAAAACCAGAUGAGAAAUAUUUUGAUUCAAUUCCUAAGAAUUGGCCUACUGUGUGUGAAGAUCUUGAUCUUGGACUUUCAUAUUAUCCACAAUUUACAGAAAUAGGUGUAAAUCAAAGUGUAGAAAUUCACAUAUCUCUUUCUGCUCCACCACAUCGAAUUGACGGGAAUGAUACUGUUCGUGUUCAAUGGAAUACAACUGAAUGUAUUGAUUGUUUUACAUUAUCACCAAAAGAAUUUACUUUUAAUACUAAAAAUUUUCAAGAAAAACAAAUAUUAAGAAUAACUCGUGUUAAAGAUACAUCUCAAACAAAAAUCAUUCCAAUUUUUAACGGUGGAGGUUUCGAUAUUAUUCCACCUGAAAGGUUUUCUAUUCAUCUAUUACAUUAA
Molecule: messenger RNA, 984 nt
Organism: Rotaria sordida
Lineage: Eukaryota; Metazoa; Rotifera; Eurotatoria; Philodinida; Philodinidae
Source: the annotation of a GenBank genome assembly